UGCAAGUUGAAUUCUAUAUGAAUGAAAAUACCUUUAAAGAGAGACUAAAGCUCUUCUUCAUCAAAAACCAAAGAUCAAGUCUGAGAAUACGAUUAUUCAAUUUCUCUCUCAAGCUCCUAAGCUGUUUCCUAUACAUAGUUCGUGUGCUCCUGGAUGAUCCUACACAAGGACUUGGAUGUAAGGAAUUAAACCGGAGUUGUUCCAAUCAAAACUACACACCUGGAACAAUUGAUUGGUCUCCCAUUAUUUGGGUGAAUCGAAGCUUACCUUUAUGGGGAUUACAGGUGUCUGUGGCUGUAAUAAGUCUCUUUGAAACUCUGUUGCUAAGUUAUCUAAGCUACAAGGGAAAUAUCUGGGAACAAAUUCUGAGAAUACCCUUUCUCCUGGAAAUAAUUAAUGCUGUCCCUUUCAUCAUCACGAUUUUCUGGCCAGUCCUAAGAAACCUGUUUAUUCCUGUAUUUUUAAAUUGCUGGCUGGCAAAGCAUGCUUUAGAAAAUAUGAUUAAUGAUCUUCACCGAGCCAUCCAACGCACACAGUCCGCAAUGUUUAACCAAGUGCUCAUUUUAAUAUCUACCUUACUAUGUCUCAUCUUCACUUGUAUUUGUGGAAUUCAGCAUCUGGAACGAGCAGGAAACAGGUUGACUCUCUUUGACUCCCUUUAUUUCUGCAUAGUGACAUUUUCUACUGUGGGCUUUGGGGAUGUUACACCCAAGAUAUGGCCUUCAAAGCUGCUUGUUGUCAUUAUGAUCUGUGUUGCUCUUGUGGUGUUGCCCAUACAGUUUGAACAGCUGGCAUAUUUGUGGAUGGAGAGGCAAAAGUCUGGUGGAAACUACAGCAGAUACAGAGCUCAGACAGAAAAACAUGUUGUGCUGUGUGUGAGCUCUCUGAAGAUUGACUUACUCAUGGAUUUCUUAAAUGAAUUCUAUGCCCACCCCAGACUGCAGGACUAUUAUGUGGUUAUUUUGUGUCCUACGGAGAUGGAUGCUCAGGUCCGAAGGGUGUUACAAAUCCCAAUGUGGUCCCAAAGAGUUAUCUACCUGCAAGGCUCAGCCCUAAAAGAUCAAGACCUAUUGAGAGCUAAGAUGGACAAUGCUGAAGCCUGCUUCAUCCUGAGCAGCCGCUGUGAGGUGGACAGGACAGCAGCAGAUCACCAAACUAUUUUAAGAGCUUGGGCAGUCAAAGACUUUGCUCCAAAUUGUCCUUUGUAUGUUCAGAUACUGAAGCCUGAGAAUAAAUUCCACAUCAAGUUUGCAGAUCAUGUUGUAUGUGAAGAGGAAUUCAAAUAUGCUAUGCUAGCUCUAAAUUGCAUAUGUCCAGCUACUUCUACAUUAAUCACUCUGCUGGUUCAUACAUCUAGGGGACAUACAGCCCCAUGGGAAGCUUUCAGGCAACUCACUGGAACCAAGCAGACAUUAAACAGGGAGAGUCAGCAAUCACCAGAACAAUGGCAGAAAAUGUAUGGCAGAUGCUCUGGUAAUGAAGUGUAUCACAUCAACCUGGAAGAAAGUACAUUUUUUGCAGAGUAUGAGGGGAAGAGCUUCACAUAUGCUUCUUUCCAUGCACAUAAAAAGUUUGGAGUCUGUCUGAUUGGUGUUAGAAAGGAAGAUAACAAAAACAUUUUGCUGAAUCCAGGUCCUCGAUAUAUCAUGAGUUCUACUGAUAUAUGCUUUUAUAUAAAUAUCACCAAAGAAGAGAAUUCUGCUUUUAAGAAGCAAGAAAAGCAUAGAAAAAACCAUGAAUCAAAAUUAUCUUAUCAUGGAGCUUCUAGGUUACCAGUACACAGUAUAAUAGCCAGCAUGGGGACCGUGGCCAUCGAUCUGCAGGACACGGGGUGCCGUGGGGCCAGCGGGGCCACGCUGGCUCUGCCCGCCCAGGGGGGCAGGGAGGGCAGGAGGCCCAGCAUCGCCCCCGUGCUCGAGGUGGCUGACUCCUCCUCCCUGCCCACCUGCGACCUGCUCAGCGACCAGUCCGAGGAUGAAACCACCCCCUCCGACGAGGAAGGCUCUGCAGGCUUUGAGUAUGCCAAAGGCUAUCCUCCUUACUCUCCUUAUAUUGGAAGUUCUCCCACCUUUUGUCAUCUUCUGCAUGAAAAAGUACCCUUCUGUUGUCUAAGACUAGAUAAGGGGUGCCAGCAUAACUACUAUGAAGAUGCCAAAGCCUAUGGAUUCAAAAACAAAUUGAUUAUAGUUGCAGCAGAAACUGCUGGAAAUGGCUUAUACAACUUCAUUGUCCCACUGAGAGCUUAUUACCGACCAAAGAAAGAACUAAACCCCAUUGUAUUACUGCUGGAUAACCCGCCAGAUAUGCAUUUUCUGGAUGCAAUCUGUUGGUUUCCAAUGGUUUACUACAUGGUGGGCUCUAUCGACAACCUAGAUGACUUAUUAAGGUGUGGGGUCACCUUUGCAGCUAACAUGGUGGUGGUGGACAAGGAAAGCACGAUGAGUGCUGAGGAAGACUACAUGGCAGAUGCCAAGACUAUUGUGAAUGUUCAAACCCUCUUCAGGUUGUUCUCCAGCCUGAGCAUUAUCACAGAGCUAACUCACCCAGCCAACAUGAGAUUCAUGCAGUUCAGAGCCAAAGACUGCUAUUCUCUUGCUCUGUCCAAACUGGAAAAGAAAGAGCGGGAGAAGGGAUCUAAUCUGGCAUUUAUGUUUCGACUGCCCUUUGCUGCUGGCAGGGUUUUCAGCAUCAGCAUGUUGGACACACUGCUUUAUCAGUCAUUUGUGAAAGAUUAUAUGAUUUCUAUCACAAGACUUCUGCUGGGACUUGACACCACACCAGGAUCUGGGUUUCUUUGUUCUAUGAAAAUCACAGAAGAGGAUCUGUGGAUUAGGACAUAUGCCAGACUGUACCAGAAGCUUUGUUCCUCUACAGGAGACAUUCCAAUUGGAGUCUACAGGACAGAAUCCCAGAAGCUCACAACAUCUGAGUCACGAGAAAUGUCUUCACAAUCUCAAAUCUCCAUCAGCGUGGAGGAUUGGGAGGACACCAAAGACACCAAGGAGCAGUUCAGCAGCCGCGGCAACCACCGGAACUCCACCUCCAGCGACCAGUCCGACCACCCGCUGCUGCGGAGGAAGAGCAUGCAGUGGGCACGGCGCCUGAGCAGGAGGGCGCCCAGGCACUCUGCCAAAACUGCUGAGAAGAUCAACCAGCAGAGAAUGAACCUCUACAGGAGGUCAGAAAGGCAGGAGCUUGCUGAACUCGUGAAGAACAGAAUGAAGCACCUGGGCCUUUCUCCAGCAGGAUACGAUGAAAUGAAUGAUCAUCAGAACACCCUUUCCUACAUCCUGAUCAACCCUUCUCCAGAUACAAGAUUAGAGCUGAAUGAUAUAGUAUACUUGAUCCGACCCGACCCAUUGACUUAUGUUCCAAAUGCUGGACCCAGCCGAAAGAACAGCUUCUGCAAUACAGUGGGACAGGACACCAGGGAGGAGACACAACUUUGAUAUGGAACUCACCACAGCAUUCAGAGACAGUUUUAUACACAUGUUGUUUCCACUAACCAUUUUGCAAGCUGAGUGGUAUAUUUUAUUCAGAUUUUGGAAACAAAAUGACAGUGGGUAAGUGACCAAAUGCAGAAAUGUGGUGCCUAGAAACUCUAAUUUCAGGGAUUGUCAGGUCUGUGGCCUGUUCAGUAUGGAAGUUGAACUUUGUCGGCUUAGCAGAAUGAUGACAACCUGUUGCUAUUUAACCCACAUGAACAAAUGUCAGAUUCUACCACAUUUUGCUUAGAUGCUCCUAAGCAUAUUUAGGUGGCAGCAUGUCAGUGACUGAGCUUCUGACCAGUGUCAGAUUAUCUGAUGCCCACAGAGAGACAAUGCCUGAUUUGUAGUAGCAAAUAUGUUAAUACCUAAAGCUGCCAACAAGCUGUGUCAAGAAUUCAGUCUUUGAAAUUAUUUUCAAUCUCAGCCUAUCUCCCAUUUUUUAUUAGCACAGAUUAGUUUCAGUCCCAUUUUAGCCUCCAGGACCUGGGUUUUGUUCCCUGGGUUUACACAGACCAGGCUGAAUGACACAACCUGGUCAUGCUGCAGAGGCUGAGAUUGAGACACAUCAGUGACAGAAGAGCCCAGCUGCAGGAAAGUCCCUCCCAUCUCACACAGGCAGCUCUCCCAACACUGGCAAAAAACUGGGGAGUUACUGUGUGAAGCUGCAUACAGGGGUAGCUCAGGUGAAACAAUCCUUUGAACCUUGGUGGGUUUUUCUGUAGAAACCUGAGUAGAUUAUAACACAGAAGUGAGAGCAUCCCUCUAGGGAAUGAUUCCUACAGCAAGCCCUUAACAUUUUCAUGAUUAUGCCAGAACUACAGUUUGUCCAUAGCAUUUCAUGCCUAGUCAUCCAGAUUACCCAAAAGUGAUACCUUUUUAUAUGAAAUUACAUAUCUCAUUGAAGAUUAAAGAAAUUUAUAACCCUUUCACAAAAUGAAUGUAAUUCCACAUAGUGUGAAAAGGCAUUAUGGAUCUAAAAGCUCUGCUUUGGCAUGAAGUAGACACAAAAGCAUCUGCUUGUGUAAGAAGCAACUAAAAUUGGUCAAGCUUUCUACAGAUUUAAGCAUGUCUGUCCAUGAUCUUCCAAAAUCAUUGUCACAAAUAGGGAAGAACAUACUUGAGGUUUUAAACUCCCUUCUGUUACAAGUGUCCAUAUAGACCCAAGUAAUUUUGCAGGUAGUCUAAUAUGGAAAAAAUUAUUAUUCUCUGAACUCUCUUGAUGUCCUAUUUAAAAAAAAAAAAAAAAUCAGUCAAAACUGCUUGUAUUCUCUUCUAUAUUAAUUGGUAGAAGUACAUUAUAUUUCUAAAACAGAAAUUACAACCAGAUUGCCCAGCAAGCAGCUCUUGAAUGUGAGCCUGUUUACCAGCAUUGUACGGAUACUGAAAUCAAGUCACGUUCAUAUUAGGAAUGACAGCAAAUCUGCUUUUAGUUCCUGCCUUCCUUUUAAUGAUUGCAAGGUUUAACAAUUCAGUGGUUCUGCUUAGAGUCCAUUAUUGCUCGGUGCUUUUCCACACUGGAGUCAUUCACUAGUUUAUUCACAGAUAAAGUAUUUCAAAUGGGCACUGUGGGAAACAAAGAAACAAUUGAAACAGCUGCACAGACUGAAGUCUACAUUUUUUCAGAAAGAAAAACAAACAGUAUAUGAUACAGGAUCCUGUCCAAGACCUGCCAUAGAAGUUACCCAGAAGAGUUUCCAUGGGCAGUGUGAAUAAUUUUUCUAUUUUUAAUACCUUCAGGGAGAAGAUUCUAUUCCAGUUGAAUAUUUUUUUAAAAAAUACAAGUUUCUUAAAAAUGUUCAUUCCAAAAUAUUAGAAGGAUCUGUUGUUGCAUACGGAAGGCUUCUCUAAUGGAGUCUCAAGGAGGCAGAGAGGCUUCCAGAACCAUGGCUAUCCUCCAGCAGGCAGGCUGCACACUGCUUUUAGCCUGAGUCACAGUUCACAGGAAUUCCUGUGUGUGUGUACAGCACACACCACUGAUUUAAGGACUCUCUGCCAAAAGGAUCCAUAGCGAGGGCUUGAGUCCUCCCAUUUAACAGCCCAUAAAGCAGCAGAAACAAGCAGCCAGCUGUGUCCAUUUGCCCACUUAACUCAGCAGAAUUGCUGCUUGGCUAGAUUAGAAUAGUGGCAUCUAAUGUAACCUGGUAUUUCUCCAGGCUUAAUGAAUUUCUAAUUGCUCAUUAGCCUCAGAAGAUUUGCUAAAGCAAACACAAAGACAGCUGGAGACACUUGGAGUCCCUAAAAUGAAUGCAAGGCAAUCUUUGUGAACCAAACACUUAGUUCUCUUCAAAAUCUGCUGGAAGACAAGCAAGGUAGUAAAAACUAACAGUUGCUGAUGAAGCAGAAGUUCUAAUAACCCAUGAAUAAAGUAUCGCGAAGUUCAGCUGUUCAGAAUAAUGCUGUCUUUCAUGUUGAAAGCAGAACAGGUUUGCUUCCUCUGGAGUAUCUUCACAGACAGACUGCAUUCUAGUGGGAUUUUGAUCUUCCAAGACCAGCCUAAGCACCACUACAUUUUCCCUGAAUGAGACAGUAUGCACGGUCCCUCAGUGGCCAGGGAGGUGAUUCUUUAAUGGUCAUCCUGCAGGCAAUCUUAUGUUCACACACUUCUUUUCUCAUCAUGAUUAUCAGAAAUGUAACACAAGCCUAACUGGACUGGAGACCAGACUGAGGAACAGGAGUCUCAAGGCUCAGUGCUGGAGAAGGGAUGAUGAAGUUCUAGAAUGGGCAGGGUCAAAUGACUGUUGAACAGAGGGGUGUGAGCAGGCAACAGUGCACUCAGUAGAGGGAGAAAUGUGGAGCUGUGAAAAAAAAGAUUAUUUCUCUCUGUAUUAACUGUAUGUAUUUUUCCUCCUGGCUCACUUCUGUCAACAACCCAAAGAUGGCCCUCUUCCCCAGCACUGCCUUAGCACAGCCCAAGCAGUUUGGUACCAAGUCACUGACCCAGACAGGGAAGCGCUAGCUGAUAACAACUGCUUCAUUCUCAAGGGAAUUUCCAGCAAAGCCGGAACCUAUGAAAAUGUGUUACCUAGUCUGCAAUAAAAAAAGUCUCAAGAACUCUU
Molecule: messenger RNA, 6544 nt
Organism: Zonotrichia albicollis (white-throated sparrow)
Lineage: Eukaryota; Metazoa; Chordata; Aves; Passeriformes; Passerellidae
Source: RefSeq, a predicted model, not a curated record